Messenger RNA from Papilio machaon (common yellow swallowtail), 2314 nucleotides. RefSeq lists its product as uncharacterized. Bases 110 to 2314 code for a protein of 734 amino acids. NCBI's taxonomy places the organism in Eukaryota, Metazoa, Arthropoda, Insecta, Lepidoptera, Papilionidae. The record is from RefSeq and is a predicted model, not a curated record. The transcript is spliced from 3 exons.
CACCGACGAUUACCAUACGAACCACAAGUCCAGUGAAGUUUUGACUGGUGUAAUAAUAAUAAAAAAAAUUGUGUUAACUCUGUCUUCGCCACAGUAAAGGCUGACGGCCAUGGAUUGGUGGAAAUUGUUGGCUCUUCUUGUAGCUGUCGCUUCCGUACAAACUCAGGCAGAUGGGCCCAAGAAGAAAAUUCGCAUACAUCUUCCGCAAACGGUGAAGCAUAUACAUCACCACAAGAAGAUAUACAUAACAAAUCACCCUGCGUCAUCACAGUAUGCGCCGGCGUUUAUGCCAAACGCAGAGGGUGCGGUUGCUGUGCCCACCAACAUUGCGUUGCCAACUGUGGCCAACAUCGUGCCGUUCAACUCAGUAGACAUACUCGAAGACUCAGUGAGAACACCAGGUCUGACUGCAUCCGCUUCCAAGCUUAUACCACUUUAUCAUGCCCGCGGUUACUAUGGACCCACACACACAGAAAUAGACGAACAAGAAUUCGAUUUAGCAUCUAUCCCAGAACCUGGUGAUAGCUAUGUUUUUCCUUCACCUAUAAUAGCAUCCCCACAAGAUUCAAAUCAUCAUUCAUCGAAGCGAAUCAAGGUAGUAAAGGUCAGCGAACCGCCGCGGAAAAAAAUAAUCAGAAAAGCCAAGCCCAAAAGAAUACCAGUUCGUAAGCCAGUUACUACGGUACAGCAAGAAAAUGAACUUCCCGUGUCAACUUUCCAUGAACAGUUUUAUUCGGACGUGCAAGAUGCAGGUACUAUCAGAAAAUUUAAAAAACCACAGCGUUUUGAGAAAAUCGUAGAUGGCAAUACCGAGCAUAUUCAUACUUACAGCGAAGAACACAUACACAAAGUGGUUUUCGAUGAAGAACCAAAAUAUACUGGCAUUGUUGGCUUAGAAUCGAUAAGUGGCAUCCCUGCUUACACCCAUCCAUUACUUCCCCUGAAACAAAGUCAAAUACUUGCUAUGCCUUCGGAUCCCUAUAGAACUGUAGCCAUACCAGGUUCUAUGGGAACGCCAGCUCAAUAUGAAUAUGCCGCAUAUAACCCUCGCGAAGUCACACAUGACCACUUUUUUCACGACCACGGUGAGAUACCUGAGGAAGUAGACAUAACAAGAGAUAUUUAUAGUAUACCUCCAAAAGUGACCUACAACAGCCAAGGUAUUCGAAUUGAUUCAGCUUUACCAAAAAGAAUUAAAAAUAAGUACACACAUAGACCAACAAAAACUUCUUCCGGAGAUUACACCUAUUAUGAAAAUGUAUAUUCAUCUAGUCGUGUUAAGCCAACUAAAACGGCAGCCCCUGCGCCAUUGUAUGUAUCACAAAACGACAAUGGGAAUCAAUUUAAGUCCGUAUCAACAUAUAGAUACAAAGAUGGCGUAAGUAGUAAAGCUCGUAACAAAAUACCCACAUACUUUGGUAAACCAACACCCGAUUAUCGUGUAAAAAAAACUUCUAAUGUUCCAUAUUCGGUGUCAUCAAAAAUAGUUCAUGAAUAUAAACCAACACAACAAUCAUACUCAGGUACUGCACCAGGUUCAAAUGGAUUAUCAGCUUAUGAAGAUCAAUUUGCAAAUUUUAAAGAUAGUUUUGUAAAUAACUAUGAAUACGACAAUUACGCCUCUUCAUCAAAUGUACACCAAGCUGAGGAAAAAAAUCACCAUCAUGCGUACGGUCAUCAAGGAAGGAAAGGCAGAAAGAAGUCAAUUUCAUCGCAAAACAUCAGAUUUGGAAAUCAAAAUGGAAAGUAUUCAGAAAAUUUUGCAAAUGAAAAUAUUUUAGUUGGUGACAACGAUGGUGCACCAUCCGCUCUUGAUGGUGAAAGCUAUGAUGAAGCAGUGAUAUAUGACAGUGCGACGUCAGCAUCAUUAACUGGAAAGGAAUCGUCCCCAUAUCAAUAUUACACAGUAAUGGCGGUAAAAUCGUUAGCCGAUGACCAAUUAACAGUUCCGGAAGCGUCGAAUAAUAAUUAUCAAUAUGCAGAAGCUCCAACACCUGCUAUUACGCCGAAUCCAACAGUUGUAACCACCACUACUUUAGCUUCAGAAUUAAUAGCUAAUCAAAAUAAUUUUGAAUUCACAACACGACCGACUGAAAUCAUUAAAGAACACAAAUAUAAUAAAAAAUAUCCAGAGAACAAUAUAAUCACGGUCACUAAUGCACCACCGUCGGAAAGACAUCGAGGUUUGAAAGAAAUGAAGAAUAGUGAUAACUUUCAUAAGAUCCGGUUACAAUCAAGCGAAAAGUACACAAACAAUAUAAUAUCUAGAACAUCUACAGAAAGAAGUCAAGUAAAGUAUGGUGAUAAAAUUUAG